AUGGCCUCAAAAUUUAAAUUGCCUAAAUUACCUUCAAAAAAAGUGUUAGGUUUUUUUGGUACCUGUGCUGGUAUAAUAUCAUUAAUUUAUCGAGAUAAUAAAUUAUCAGAUGAAUUUAAAUCUCGUGUGGAAAAAAAAGUUUCUCAUUUAGCUUUGGAGCCUUUAAACGUACAUGAUUUGCCUAGAAAAGUGACCGUUUACCUGGCCCGUCCCUUAGGUGAUGAUAUAUAUAAAACUAAAAUACAUUUCCGUGAGUAUGUAAAGCCCGUUCUCAAUGCUGCUGCUUUGGAAUAUGAUAUCGUUGAAGGUACGCGGCCAGGACAACUUCGUUCAAAAGUACGAGACGCAAUAAGAGAAAAACGUAAAAAAGAAUUACCAUCAUCACAACAACAAUCAUCUUUAUCGAAUCAAUUAUCGGAUUCUGAUCAACCAUUUAAAACCAUAACAGCUUCAAAACCAAUUGGUAAUGGUACUAUAAUUGUAGGUAGAGUAAGUUUGGUUGAAUAUUUACAAGGAUUAAAUGAUGGCUGCAUUGCUUCUUUGGAAGAUCCUUCUCCUGAGCAAUCGAAAUCUGAUUCAAAUGCUUCACAAGAUGCAUCAAAGGAUGAACAAGUCUCACAGGAAAAUGUUAAGCAAAGCGAUGACAGUGAUAACAAAUCUGAAAAACCAGAAAUUGAAUUCACCAUUAAUGAAGAUGAAUUCUCUGUACCAGAGUUAGACUCAAUAGGUUAUGUCCGAUUUUAUAAUAGAAUUGGUUGGAAAAAUAUUCCUUUAAGACUCUAUUAUGCUUUUAAUUCUUAUAAAGAAUUUGAAACAGUUUCCGAAGAUGUGGUGAAGAUAGCUCUUGGAAAUACAAGAAAAUUUAAAAAAGAUGAUUUAAAUCUCGGUAAAGAUGAAGAAAAAUUUUUUAAAGGAACAUUAGAUGAACCAACCUUAGAUGAAAGAAUCCUUUCAAAGCUAACAAUAUACACGUAA
Funneliformis mosseae is the source of this 975-nucleotide messenger RNA. NCBI's taxonomy places the organism in Eukaryota, Fungi, Glomeromycota, Glomeromycetes, Glomerales, Glomeraceae. The record is from the annotation of a GenBank genome assembly.